AUGCCGUAUGUCUCGAAUUCUCCGGAAUGGUGGCCUGUGAUACAGCAGACUAUUGUGAUCAGCUCCGUGGAUAUGGCCUGGUUUGCUGCGGCAAUAUAUGACUACAGAGAAGCUUCUCACCAAAUUGGCGAUAUUAUUAUGCAGGUGGAGCUGAUAUGGACACGCUACGCCGGCAUUGCUUGGUCGCUUCAUGUCCAGUUAUUGACUCAACGGUUCCGGUCGCUGACUCUAACCCCAGUCAUCCUCAUCCUGAGAGCUUCCGCUCUCUAUGCCAACUCCAAGAGGGUCCUCGUGUUCCUUUUGUUCUGGUUCAUUGUCGAGCAAGCGGUCCUGCUUACGACUAUUAUCCUGCAGUUCAACACAUCUAGUCUCUUCGGCGAGCGCUUUGUCCUCUCGGGUAUCAGCGUGUGUCAAUACACAGUUGCAAACAUCAGUUGGGCGACGCCGGCUAACAACAGCGUCAUGCUCGCAUUCGAGUCUCUUCUCGUUGUGUUCGUUGCUUACCAACUUGUUAACCACGUUCGUGAUUCGCACCAGCGGUGGCGUGUUUCGUGGGGCAUCAAGAGCAUAUUCGCUGAAAUUGUGGUGGGGAAUCUCUUUUACUACCUUGUCUUACUACUCGCAUUCACCCUGAAUGCCGCAACGCCUUCUAUCCUUUUGCACGCCCACUUGAGCUCCGUGGCCGGUCAAGCCUACAUCGUGAUUCAUACCAUCAUUUCGAACUAUGUUUACACCAUGGCCGGCCCUCACCUGAUCCUCAGCUUAAGGCGGAGCCAUGCCCGCAGAAUUAACGGGGUUACUUCGGGCAAUGUCGAGAGCGUUUCUGAGGUCCAGUUCGAAGAUACCUCACCCGUAGUCACUAUCUUCUGA
This is a messenger RNA of Coniophora puteana RWD-64-598 SS2, 870 nucleotides long. RefSeq lists its product as uncharacterized. The transcript is spliced from 8 exons. Bases 1 to 870 code for a protein of 289 amino acids. Lineage: Eukaryota; Fungi; Basidiomycota; Agaricomycetes; Boletales; Coniophoraceae. The record is from RefSeq and is a predicted model, not a curated record.